AUCGCGUGCCCCAGCCCACGUCCACGACCAAGCAGAUGCAAGCUGCUGACAACCCCGCUACAAUUAUCGCUUGCUGGGCCCGUCUGCCUCUCACCUGAUGAUAUUAUCCGCAUACGACCUGCAGUGCAACCAUGCGUCUCCAGUGCUUGAAAGAUUUAUUUAGAAUGGGAUGCCUCAGUGUUCAAAGUUUCCAAACACGUCACCAUUUAAGAAUUAUUAAUAAGCAUAUGAGUACUAGUGCAGUCUCUCUUGCCCGAAGGAGAGUGGUUAUCACAGGUAUAGGAUUAGUAUCUCCUCUUGGUGUUGGAACUCAGUUUGUGUGGAACAGUCUUCUCCAAGGGAAUUGUGGGAUUGUUGCUCUUGAUGGAGAGGAAUAUUCCAGUGUUCCAUGUAAAGUGGCUGCUUGCGUUCCAAAGGGAGUUGAUGAAGGUCAGUUCCACGCAGAAAACUUCGUGUCAAAAACAGAGAGCAAAGCCAUGUCUGCUGCUACCAUUAUGGCCAUAGGUGCUGCCGAUCUAGCAUUAAAAGACUCUGGCUGGUGCCCACAGUCUGAACUGGACCAUUUAAGUACUGGUGUGGCAAUAGGAAUGGGGAUGGUUCCACUGGAAGAUAUUUCCAAUACCGCCUUGAUGUUCAGGACAAAAGGGUAUAACAAAGUCAGCCCAUUUUUUGUCCCAAAGAUCUUAGUCAAUAUGGCUGCAGGUCAUAUUAGUAUUAAAUACCACUUGAAAGGUCCCAACCAUGCUGUAUCGACUGCUUGCACUACGGGGGCCCAUGCUGUUGGAGAUGCCUUCCGAUUUAUAGCCUAUGGGGAUGCUGAUGUGAUGUUGGCUGGAGGAACAGAGGCUUGCAUUAGCCCAUUGUCUCUGGCUGGGUUUGCUAGAGCUCGGGCUCUGAGUACAAGCUUUAACUUGAGCCCCAAACUGUCCUGCCGGCCAUUCCAUUCACAGAGAGAAGGCUUUGUCAUGGGAGAAGGAGCUGCAGUUUUGGUGUUGGAAGAAUAUGAGCAUGCUGUACAACGAGGAGCCAAAGUGUAUGCAGAAAUUUUGGGCUAUGGACUCUCAGGGGACGCUUGUCACAUAACAGCACCUGAUCCAGAUGGGGAUGGUGCCUUCAGAUGCAUGGCAGCAGCAUUAAAGAAUUCCAGAAUUUGCCCUGAAGAUGUAGGUUAUAUCAACGCUCAUGCCACCUCCACUCCACUAGGAGAUGCUGCAGAGAAUCAAGCUAUUAAGAGACUCUUUAAGAAGCAUGUAUACUCUCUUGCAGUUUCCUCCACAAAGGGAGCAACAGGCCAUCUGUUAGGUGCUGCAGGGGCAAUUGAGGCAGCAUUCACAGCUUUGGCUUGUAACCAUAAAGUUUUACCACCGACUCUAAAUCUGGAUCAGACAGAGCCACCGUUUGACCUCAAUUACGUUCCCCUUGUACCUCAAGAAUGGGCAAGUGAAAAACGCCUAAUUGCUGUCACUAAUUCUUUUGGCUUUGGUGGAACUAAUGCCACAUUGUGUCUGGCUAGUGUUUAGUUUUGUAGUCUGUGCAAGUGCUCAAAAACAUUGGUGGCCUAAAAAUGCAUUGGAAUGC
Molecule: messenger RNA, 1578 nt
Organism: Heteronotia binoei (common prickly gecko)
Lineage: Eukaryota; Metazoa; Chordata; Lepidosauria; Squamata; Gekkonidae
Gene: OXSM
Product: 3-oxoacyl-ACP synthase, mitochondrial
Exons: 3
Coding region: 132-1520 (462 amino acids)
Biological process (GO): fatty acid biosynthetic process
Molecular function (GO): 3-oxoacyl-[acyl-carrier-protein] synthase activity
Source: RefSeq, a predicted model, not a curated record